AUGUUUAGAAGGAAACAUCGGACAACCCACCAGCCGGCUUAUACCGGAGUCAACAAUCCUCCUCCACCAACGAAUGCUCCAAAUAAUCAUGCUAGGGCCGCUGCCUUGGCCAUAGGAAACAACAAUGCCACCACUAAGCCGAUGGGUGUCACCAGAAGUCCUUCCAUGCAAUACAAUAUCGUUCCCAGAACAAACUCGACUCAUACCAAAGCUCCAUCCAAGAACCACCUACUGAAUCGUCAACAGCAACAGCAACAGCAUCAUCCAUUAUCACCUCCUGUGACACAAUACCAAUCAUCUGGUUCGUUACUUAAACGGGGUUCUACCAUUUCAGGGUCGUCGUCUGAUGAUUUCCACAACUUUGCUGGGAACACAGGUGCCUCAGGCCCUAUUCUGUUGGAUAGCAAUACUGUAGACGACAGCUUUACCGAUUCUUACUUUGAAGAAGUCAAUGAUGCCAACCGUAGAGACCUCCAUGACUUGAGAUUGGCUCACAAGCCAACAACAUCAACAAAAACGUCACAAAAGAAGAAGGCCGUGGGGGGGUCACUUAGAGCCGGUUCCAUUAGAACUGGUUCACUUGGUUCAGCAUCAGGUAUUAACAAUAAUACAAGUAAUGGUGGUGAUCCUCCUGGUACAGUUAAGAUGGUAAAAAAAUAUGUUCCUACUCCAAGUGGGAUCAAGGUUAUUGAAGUUCCUGAAGCUACGCUCAAGAAGGAAAUGGCCAGAAGUAAUUCUAUUAGAAGUGGAUUGAAUGUUUCGAGGGCUGGUUCUCUCACAUUAAGAAAGAGUUCUCAAGGAUCCUUAAAUGGUAGUCGAAUCCCCAGAUCUGGUUCUAUGGGUUCAAUUGGUGCAUAUACGCCCUCAUCGCGUGUUUCCAGUUUGGUUAAACAAGCACCAACUUCUUUACCUCCAAUGACAGAAUUAAGUGGACUUGAAGGGUCUACCGAAACUCAAGAGAAGGAGUAUCAUGAUUUACAACAACAGAUUGAUCAUGAAAAGAAGUUGGCUCAUGAAUUGGCUAAAAAGAAGAAGGAAUAUGAACAUUUUAAAGCUCUGCGGUUACAAAUGCAAAAGGAUUUAGAAGUUUUACGUGAAGAAUUAACAUCAUCACCUGAAGCCAAUAAUUAUCAACCUAAUUUGAAUCCCAACUCAACAGAUCCAGUUCUUACAGAUCCAGUCAUUAAUAUGAAAGAAGAUCAAUAUCUUGAUCAUAAAACUGUUCCAACUACCAGUACUUCUCUGGAGUAUACACUUAACCCAACCAUGGAUCCCAAAUCAAUACAUAUUAUUCCAGAUGGUAGUGAUCAUACAGGAGGCGGUACUGAUGAAACUUUACAAGCUACUUCCAAUGAUGCCCAUUUAUACAUUCAUGAAAGUCCCUUUGCAUCCCGUGACCAACUUGAUGAGAUCAAGGUAAUUGAACAAUUUGAAGAUAGCAAAGAAGAAAAUGUUCUAGAAGUUCCAGAUAUCACUUUUGAUAAUAGUUACUACGAAGGUCACGAACAUGAUGAUGAUGAUGAUGAUGAAGACUUGAAACCCAAAUUCCAAGAUUCGCCAGAAGUGAUUGAAGAACCAUUAUCUACCCAAUUUAGUAACGAUACUCUUCCUGAUCAUUUGGGUGCUCCACCUCAAUUAGUUGCAGAAGAAAAUGCAUCAUCAGCUCAUUCAUUAACCAGUGCUGAAUCUUAUGAAUCUCCUCAUAGAACUAAGAAACCCAUGAAAUCAGCUAUGAAAUCAUCAUCCUCAUUAAAUAAAGGUAAUAAAGAGUUUACAAAGGCAAAACAAACUGCAGCACAUGAAGCAUAUCUUUCGUUAACUACUGCUGAAAACACCAGGUUGAAUUCUAAACUCUCGGCUAAUCAAUUAUCUCCCACAAAGGGAAUGGUACCUGGAACAGCAGCAGCAGCAGCAGGAGGAGGAUCUCCAGUCACAACACCAAAGAGAAUGCCUCUGUCAUUAAGAAAGUCACAAGUGAGUGCCCAACAACAACAACAACAACAAAUGGUCAAGUCUUUAAGACCUCAAGCUUCAGAACAUGGUCAUGGCCCUUAUCCACCACCUUCUGGUAGAACGUUAAGAAAGCAAUCUCCACAUCCACAUCCUACAUACGUUCAACCAAUGCCUCCACACCCUGCACUGAUGCCUAACUACAAGUCAUCAUCUAAGGUCCGUGCUGCUGAAUUAUAUGAAAAGGCUAAUCUGAGACCUAUUAGUGUUCAACAACCAUUGGAGCGUAAAUCUUCAUACUCCAAGCUGCCUGAAAAGCAACGUCCAAUGUCCAUGGCCGCACAAUCUUCCUCACAUCCUCAUCAUCAUGAAGCUCAGCCACUGUCUCGUGUGUCUUCACAAGCCACUACUGUUCAACGUGCAACCAAACCUCCAGUAAGACAACAUAGAACCACACUUCGGUCAUCAUCCGCACAAGUUGGCGGACCACUUCCUGUUCAGUAUGGAUCCCGGUUUAAUGAUUCUGAUGGUGAAGAUAUGCCCUCUACCUCCAAGCCUGGGUUCAAUUCUCGAUUCCAUGAUUCAGAUGAUGAUUUACCUUUGUCGUCCCCACAGCAAGAUCAUCACAAUAAUUACCAUAAUCACUAUAACGAGAUUCAAGACGUUAGCUUUGACUCCAAGACAUCAAAGAACACCAAAGAAAAGAAGAAGUUUGGUGGUAAGCUUAGAAAGCUCUUUGGCAAACAUUGA
Molecule: messenger RNA, 2700 nt
Organism: Lizanozyma spartinae
Lineage: Eukaryota; Fungi; Ascomycota; Pichiomycetes; Serinales; Debaryomycetaceae
Exons: 1
Coding region: 1-2700 (899 amino acids)
Source: RefSeq, a predicted model, not a curated record